AUGACCCUCCUUCCUGUACUAUUCCUUUCUGCGGCGUCGGCAUUAGCGUCUUCUUUACCUUCGAAUUCAUCGUCCUCCCUUAUCCCCUCUUCUUCGUCUCUACUAUCGCUUCCCCGUCCUUCUGCGGACUCGUUAUCAUCUCCUGCCUCCGCAGCGCGCUCAGCCUGCCAAUCGAUCAGCAAGUCUCUUGGCAACGCGGUCGUCCUGUCGAGCGGCACUUCCGAGUAUAACUUUACGCAACACAAUGCGUGGAACUUUCAAAACACCCUCUUCGCUCCGACAUGCAUCGUGUAUCCACGCAACGCAGGGCACGUGCAGACUGCUAUGCGUGCCAUAUUCAAGGCGAAGUCGCGCUACGCGGUUCAGAGUGGGAGCCACAGUGCGGUGAAGGGGUGGAAUACGGUACAAGAUGGUGUCUUAAUUUCGUUUUCGCACAUGCAAGCCGUCUCGUACGACGCCAAAGCCCAGUCUGUUACCAUCGAGCCUGGUGUCCAUUGGGGUGCCGCCACAGACCAGCUUUCUGCUCAAGGUGUUGCUGUCGUUGGCGGACGCGUGGGAGAUGUCGGGACCGGGCUCCUUUUGGGCGGCGGUGUUUCAUUCUUGUCUCCCGCCGAAGGGUGGGCAGCGGACAACUUCUUGUCGGUUGACAUUGUGUUGGUUGACGGAACACUGGUGACCGCGACUGGGACGAACAAGUACUCCGAUCUAUUCAAGGCACUCAAGGGCGGCGCCAACCGCUUCGGGAUCGCGACCAAGUACACCGUCCGCGCUGUGAACGUGGGAACGAAGCAGGACACGCCGUUCUUUGGUGGUGUCACGAUUUUUGACGGCAGUGCCGCCCCAGCUCUGGCGAAGGCGACUGCCAAGUACACUCGGACCGUCACGGACUCGAAAGCGUCUCUGCUUACGACGAUCUCCACGACCAUCACAAACGGCACAGUACAACAAGUGUGCGUGCUGUUCAUGUUCUACCGCGGGACAUCUCUGCCCCAAUCUAUCUUUGGCGACUUCCUCGCGAUUCCUAGUCUGCAACAGAGCCUGACCCCGCUCACCUGGACACAAAUCCUCCCGCAGACCGACCCCCCACAGUUUGUUUCAUCCGCCCGCGGCUUCGUCCAACACGUGUCCUCUUCCGCGCUGACCCUCCCUCCCGCCUCUUCCGGCCCAGCGGCCCCCGCCGACCCCGCGGGCGACGCGCUUGUCCAGGAUGCCCUAACGCACUACCUGAAUUACACUGCCACCUUUAUCAACGCCAAGUCCAAGUCUGGCAUGGGCAACGCCGCGCUUACCCUGACACCCGUGCUCGCGUCGCAGCUCGCCGCCGGCCGCGCCAAGGGCGGGAACGUGAUGGUAUCCCCUGACCUCAAACACCCGUUCCUGAUGGUGCAGCUCAGCGAGCAGUUCCUCCCCGGCGUGAGCGACAUCCCGCCGUUCGUCCAGGCGGGGAUGGACUUGUUUUUGAAGCAGGUGCCCGCGAGCAAAGGCCUCCCUCUCUUCAUCAACGAGUGCGACAAGAAGCAGGAGGUGUUCAAGAGCUAUGCGGGGUACGAGUUCCUCAAGGAGACGUACAGGAAGUAUGACCCGACGCGAUUUAACGUGCAGUUCACCGACGGGCCGAGCGGGCUGUGA
Messenger RNA from Mycena indigotica, 1629 nucleotides. RefSeq names its product FAD-binding domain-containing protein. Bases 1 to 1629 code for a protein of 542 amino acids. The transcript is spliced from 2 exons. The record is from RefSeq and is a predicted model, not a curated record. Gene Ontology annotation, molecular function: FAD binding. Lineage: Eukaryota; Fungi; Basidiomycota; Agaricomycetes; Agaricales; Mycenaceae.